AUGGAAUCUGGUGCCAUACCCGAUGGCAGCAUCACCGCAUCGUCGUUUUUGCGUGCUGGUUACGAGCCAUACCGCGGUCGGUUAGACGGAGUUGCCGGUGAAGGCGCCUGGGUAGCCAAGUACCCCGUCACCGGACAGUGGCUGCAGGUGGAUUUAGGGGAAAUGAAGCUGGUCACGUGCACCAUCAUUCAGGGUCGGCCUACUGCCGAUCAGUAUUUCCAGGUAACGUCAACAGGAGCCACCCCGUCACAACUGGACAACGCAGUAAAUGCCCGUUAUUUGCGUUUCUUGCCUCAGUCCUGGCAUAACCACAUCGCCAUGAGGGCGGAGGUUUUUGGCUAUUACACCAAUGCAGUUCUCCCAGCCUGUCCUCGUCUACUUGGUAUGGAAUCUGGUACCAUACCUGAUGGCAGCAUCACUGCAUCCUCCACACUUGGUGAUAUUUUCAAGUCUUACUACGGGCGGUUAAACGGAGUGGCUGGCGGAGGCGCCUGGUUAGCCAAGUACACCACCGUCGGGCAGUGGUUGCAGGUCUUUCCAGGUAACUUCGACAGAACCUACCCUGUCACAAACCUCCUGGACAACCCAGUUGAUGCCCGUUCUGUGCGUUUCGUGGUUCAGGCCUGGCAUAAUCACAUCGCAAUGAGGGUGGAGAUUGUGGGCUGUAACACUAUUGCAGCCCCCUUCCCAUCCUGUCCACAUCUACUUGGGAUGGAAUCUGGUGCCAUACCGGAUGGCAGCAUCACUGCAUCCUCGUUCCACAGUGCUGGUUACGAGCCUUACAACGGGCGAUUAAACGGAAUCGAUGGUGAAGGUGCUUGGGUAGCAAGACACGACACCAUCGGGGAAUGGUUACAGGUGAAUUUAGGGGAAAAGAAGCCGAUCAUGGGCACCGUCAUACAGGGUCGCCACAGCGAAAACCAAUGGGUGACGUCAUACAAACUCCAGUACAGUACCUAUGGGACCAUUUGGGUGACAUUUGCCAGCAACAAUGGCUCAGACAUGGUCUUUCCAGGCAACGCCGACAGGAGCCUUCCAGUCACGAACUUACUGAACAACCCAGUUGAUGCCCGCUACGUACGUUUCGUGCCUCAGACCUGGCAUGGUCACAUCGCCAUGAGGGUUGAGAUUGUGGGCUGUAACACAACAUUUUGUCUGACCACAAAGCACGUAGAGAAUGGAGCUCUGAACUGGGACCUUCCCAAGAUCACCUCCUCACCCUUCAUCUUUGAGGUCAAGGUCAACAGCAGCGGCAGUGGGUCCGUCCUCAUCUUCCUCUACCCGUGGGAUGACGACACAACGGAGAACCAGGAAGGGUUUCGCGUUGAGCUCACAUCUGGACAGUCCCUGAUAGUGAGAACUACAAAGGACGGAGGCAGAUAUACCGUUGCGAGUUAUCAUUCAACAGAUAUGGAUGAGUGCCUCACUCUGAACGGCGGCUGCAGCCAGACCUGCACCAACACUGGGGGAACUUACAACUGUUCCUGUAGUGAAGGGUUUGUACUUGACGGAGACGGACAUACCUGUGCUGACUUUGAUGAGUGCCUCAUUAGAAAUGGAGGUUGUGGCCAGAUCUGUAACAACGCUGUAGGAUAUUACAGCUGUUCGUGUUGGGAAGGAUUCAGCCUAGACGGUUUCUUACAUAACUGCAACGAUGUUGAUGAGUGUUUUACUAAAAAUGGCGGCUGUAGUCAGUUCUGUACCAACACUGUAGGAAGUUACAUUUGUUCCUGUAGUGAAGGGUUCGUAAUGGGCUGGGAUGGACAUGGCUGCAUCGAACUUUCAACAACAAAAUCAACUACAACACAGCAAACUACAGUGCCUACUACAUCCCCUGUUGCAUCAAGCAGUAGGUUCCAGACCGCACAACAGACCAGCACAGCUCUGAUGGACACUUCCACCAUGUCCACUACAGACGUGAUGCCUACAAGCUCUACAACAACUGCCAAAACGACAACGCGCUUCGUCUUCGGAGAUAUUGAUGGGGAACCAUCUGAUUAUAUGGAUGAUGAAGUUUCCAGCAUGUCUCCCAUGACCACACUCCCCACACUGCCGCCCAGAACAACCGAGCCGACGCCUCCGCCUCCUGUUUUCACCACCACUCAAGAAUCGUCAACCCCGGCGCCAUUUCUGAUAGAGGAGGAGAUACCUGUUGUUAUCAAGACUCUUAACGAGAAAGUGAGCCGCUUCAGCGGUUCCCUGGACGACCGCAAGGAACUUCUCAGAGAAGUGACUGACUCAACAUCGUCGGUGCUACGAGCUCAGAGCAGUAGCAGGAAGGCCGUUGCUAUGGAGACGACCGUUGACCUUUCCUCCGGCGUCACAGACGAGUUAAAGGACCUGAUAGACGUCAGGUCUUCAGACCAGUCACCGAUGGAGCAGCUGAUACUGAAGAAAAGUGGAAAAGAACGUCUGAAAUCUCGGGUGAUGAGUGAAACGAGAGAGAUGCUGCAGCUGAUGGAUGCGGCAGCAGACAAACUGUUGGAAGAGACACCACCGGAAGUUGAGGGUACGUACAUCCGGUCUGACGGUGUGCUCACGGCCGUGAAGAAGAGCAUCCCUGAUGUCGGCACCGUUCCUAUCAGUCAGGAUGUCGGCCCCAUCGUGUUCACAAAGGAGGACAACCUUCCUGAGGAUUCCACCAUGAAGGUUGUGGCGUUUGUGGAUGAUCCAUUUGUGUGGAGUGUGGAGAAAGCUGAAGUGACCUCAUCAGUAGUCAUGGUAACAAUCACCAAAGAGAGGGAUCUAACUGACGCGUCAAACCUCCAGCCAUACAUCACCAUCGUCGUCAAGCAGAGAGUGCAGUUUGGGACCACGGGUGACACAGAAGAACAGUAUCAUGACACCCUGCCGACAUCAUACAGGCAGAACCUUGAUGAUGCGGGUAGAUCCUUCCCUGUCACCAAGGUUCCUAGUCGUAACACCAACAUGAAGCAUCACGCCAUGUACAUCGCCAAUGCAGGCCAGGUGCCCCUACUUAGAUUUUCUGUCGAUGACGUCGACACGGAACUGCAGGUUUACUUCCGGUUUCACGACUUCCCAACUGAGGAAGAAUACGACUACACAACAGUUGUCAAACCUCCCGAAGUCACUGAUUAUAACGGUUUCGACAUGCCAUUUGGCCUCGUCUACUCCAAUUUCAACGUUUUAGUUGUUCCGGAGUUCCGGAUGGAACGCGGGUGGCUCAUGGUUGGUGUGAAGACAAAAGGAGACCAACCCCAUGGUGGUGUGAGGCGGCUCCUGACGUCAGCAGUCCCUCAGACCCCACCCCCUCCAAGUCGUGACGUCAUCCCUGCAGGAGUCACACUGCAGACGGCUGCAGUCUCCUGUCUGAUGCGGGAAAACGAGAACCAGACGUGGGACAACCGUCGCUGCCAGGUUGGGACAGAAACGAACGAGACCACCACUAUGUGCACGUGUGACAUGACACGACAAAGUGAUGGGAAAAGCUCCAGCGUGAUUCUGGCAGCGUCUUUCUUUGCGCUUCCACACUUCGUGAACUUCGACAAGUUUGGCAGCAAUACUGACAAGUUGUCCACAAAUUCGACCGUGUAUGGAACAAUCGUAACACUGUGGAUGAUAUUUUUGAUGUCCCAACUAUUAAUAUUACAGUCAAACAUCAGGAGCCACAUCGCUUCACGCACCGCAGUGGCCGACAGCAUUGCUCUUGGACAAGCAGCAAAGCUCGCCAAAGUGAAGCCCAGCAUAGCGGCUGUUCCCAGAGUCUCCACAAUCCCAUCGGAUGUUCCCGGUGCGGACUACGUCUACGUCGUGUCUGUCCGUACGGGAACCCAGCCUGAUGCCGGCACGGCGUCUGUGGUCGGGCUGAUGAUCACAGGGUCAGAGGGCAGGACAGCCAUGGUCACUCUCAACCCGGCAGGCCUGAUCCUAGCCCGAGGUGGUGACACGUACCACAUAAUGACGACACCAGCCUCUGUUGGCGAGCUCCAGUCUGUACAGGUCUGGCACGACAGCUCCGGGAAGGGCGCCAUGGAGUCACUCUUCAUAGACAGCAUUAAGGUCUGGGACAUGCAGACAUCACAAGGAUUCUGUUUCCCAUGUUACACCUGGCUGUCCUCUAGCAAAGGAGACGGUAGGACAAUAAGGACAUUGAAGGCAGCUCAUGGAGAAAUGCAGAUGUCCGAAUACACCCUGCCGACGUUUUCGUACCUUCUGUACGACGACCAUCUGCUCUUGUCAGCAGUGUGCAACUCCGGUGUGAGACACUUCAGCCGGGCACAGCGCCUGGUCUGUUGCCUGACGCAGACCACACUGUGGAUGGUGGGCAGCGCUAUGUGGUACGGGGUCAGACUGGGGGCACACGAUGUCAUUCUGUUCGACGCAGGAGUCAUCACUCUCCGUCUAUCAGAACUGAUUGGUACUGCAGCAACAUCAUUCACAGUGUUCCUGCCAGUUUACGCAAUCCUCGUGCCGAUGUUUCGCAAGCAGCCUCCGCUGGAGGAUCAUAUUCCGCCAGGACCGAUAAAAACGCCGACAUCUCCAUCCAUCCGCCGGUUUCCGUACAAGACGGUUGCGUGGAUCCUCGCCAUCCUGACGUCUGUCUGCAGCAGCUUCUUCGUCAUCGUGUACAGUCUGCAGUUUGGAGCCGGGAGAAGCCAGGCCUGGCUGAAGGACUUCGUCCUGGCAUUCCUGUUCACUACGUUUGUACUGGAGCCUGUUCAGAUUUUUCUGAUCGCUUACACAAAGGCAGUCAUCAUCGGACCUAUAGUCUGGUCUGUGACCGCUUGUGUUCGGGGACUUUUGGGGACGAACCUUUCUGGCACAGGGCGACCUCCAAUUGGUGUUAUUCAGAAGAGAAGCAGGGAUUAUGAAGUUCCCGCUCGGAGAGUUUUGCCGCCAGCCCCGAAGAAAACCGACCAUGACCCGAACUGGGUCGAGAAGAUGACAAAAGGCAGAAGCAUCCUGGUGCUCCUGAUGUUUCUCCUCGUCUUCACUGGAAAUGCCUUUUACAUCGGGAUUCUGGGCUUCGAUAGACACGCCUACCAUGUCAGGACCUCACUGGAGAACACGCUACUAUCUGGAUAUGAGGAGGUCGCCACAGCAGACGAUGCUUGGAAGUGGCUGUCGUCGGAACUGAUGCCGUCCCUCCACCCAGAGCGUGGGUACAGCGGGCAGAAGCUGAGGUGGCUGGACAAACAGUUUCCUGCUGGAACAAACGCAUUCCGGAUCGGUUCUGUUCGCCUGGAGAGAACCACCGAGUAUCCAGAUGACCCAAUAGACAUAGACCUCGAAACCAGUGACCAAAGGCUUUAUCCUGCGCUGAUGAUGACUCUAAUCAAAAGAGCUCUUCGCCGACAGAGUGAAGAAAGCUGUUCUUACAACGGGACUGCAAGUAUUGUCGACGAAGUCAGAAAUGGCACUUCGGCGUGCUUGACCACGGUGGACCUGGCACGGGAUGCUGAUCAGGCUGCUGCAGUGAUAGACUUCCUAAAGCAGACCGACUGGAUCCUGAUGGUUUCAGACACUCUCAUUCUCCGGGCCAACUUCUACCACCCUGACGUGAAGCUUUUCAGCAGCGUGGUGUUCAGGCUGCAGUACCUCCCAGGGGGCGCUGCUGAACUCCAGCCCAGUAUCCAGACCUUCCGACUGUUCCAGUACCAGACAGCAGACGACUAUGUCCAGAUGAUUUUCCACAUCUUGUUCGUCCUUUUCUACAUCUACAGCGUCCUUGGUGAGAUUUGGAACAUACGGAAGAGUGGUCGUGCGUACUUCGUCAAUUUCUGGAACAUCUUGAUCCUGAGCAACAUUGGCUUGUCGACAGCCGUCAUUGUGACAUUCGCACUUCGGUACAUCCAGGCAGCUGCUGCACUGCGUGACAUACAACAAGCAAAAGGGCUGUUCGGUAUCAAUGAGUUUGUAGACAUCAGUACCGCUGGCCAAUGGGACGCUACCUUCAAGGAGGUCAUGUCCUUCUCCAUCUUCAUCAGUACCUUCAGCAUCCUGCGGGUUCUCAACUUCUCCAGGGGCGUGGCUACCGUCUACGCUUUGCCUCGCCUGCUAUACAGCGAAGCCUUUGGGUUUGCGGUGUACAUGCUGGUUAUCAUAGUGGCCUACGGCUUCAGUGGGAUCUUAAUCUUCGGCAAAAACAUGGAGACUUUCUCCGCUUAA
Branchiostoma floridae (Florida lancelet) is the source of this 6129-nucleotide messenger RNA. RefSeq lists its product as uncharacterized. Gene Ontology annotation, cellular component: membrane. The record is from RefSeq and is a predicted model, not a curated record. NCBI's taxonomy places the organism in Eukaryota, Metazoa, Chordata, Leptocardii, Amphioxiformes, Branchiostomatidae. Gene Ontology annotation, biological process: detection of mechanical stimulus. Bases 1 to 6129 code for a protein of 2042 amino acids. Gene Ontology annotation, molecular function: calcium ion binding; calcium channel activity; protein binding. The transcript is spliced from 31 exons.